Molecule: messenger RNA, 913 nt
Organism: Vollenhovia emeryi
Lineage: Eukaryota; Metazoa; Arthropoda; Insecta; Hymenoptera; Formicidae
Gene: SmD3
Product: small nuclear ribonucleoprotein Sm D3
Exons: 2
Coding region: 335-763 (142 amino acids)
Biological process (GO): spliceosomal snRNP assembly; RNA processing
Cellular component (GO): SMN-Sm protein complex; precatalytic spliceosome; U5 snRNP
Molecular function (GO): RNA binding
Source: RefSeq, a predicted model, not a curated record
UUUAAUCGGAGAUGGCGAAACAGACGUUCGCGUGUGUGUGUUAUAUGAAAUUAUAAUUAUCUACUUGAAAAAUACGAGAGACGAAGGCGCAGAAUUGGGCGUCGAUUCCCUUCGAUAUAUCGAUCGACCAGCACUCGCUCAUUACUUCACGCCGUCGCAGUUGUUGCGAGACUUGCGAGUGUUGCGACGUUGAGGGACGAUUUUCAAGCGUACCGCCAACAAGCACCCUUGUCGGAGUCACCGGAGAACAUUCUCGACGAGUUGUGGCGGACGAGGAAGGUAUCGGAAGGUUUUUUCGAAAAGAGAAUCGCACUCGCGACGACACUCGGUCGCAAUGUCGAUCGGAGUCCCCAUCAAGGUGCUUCACGAGGCCGAGGGCCACAUCAUAACCUGCGAGACGAACACCGGCGAGGUGUACCGCGGCAAGCUGAUAGAGGCGGAGGACAAUAUGAAUUGCCAGAUGCAGAAUAUCACGGUCACGUUCCGGGACGGCCAGGUGGGGCAGUUGGAGAACGUGUACAUCCGCGGCUCGAAAAUCAGGUUCCUCAUUUUGCCGGACAUGCUGAAGAACGCGCCCAUGUUCAAGCGACCUGGCGGCAAGGGCUCGGGCACAGCCGGCAGAGGGAAGUCCGCUAUACUGCGAGCCCAAGCUCGCGGUAGAGGAAGAGGCCAAAAUCAAAGAGGCAAGGGUACUGGUUCGGCACCUUGGCUGAAUCAGCAGAGUCAACCGGGUGGAUCUCAAGCUGGGAGAGGCAGGGGAUAAAUUGUAUAAUAAAUAUAUUCUGAUAUUUAAGGACGAGUGUAAUUUACUCCCGUAUUUUUGUAUAUCAUUUCGGAACAAUAUAUUUCUGUGUAGAUCGCGACUCAUAUUUUUAAUGCAUGUGAUUGAUAAUAAAUUAACUAUCACUCUAUA